Molecule: messenger RNA, 1689 nt
Organism: Pomacea canaliculata
Lineage: Eukaryota; Metazoa; Mollusca; Gastropoda; Architaenioglossa; Ampullariidae
Product: calreticulin-like
Exons: 10
Coding region: 80-1300 (406 amino acids)
Biological process (GO): protein folding
Cellular component (GO): endoplasmic reticulum; endoplasmic reticulum membrane
Molecular function (GO): calcium ion binding
Source: RefSeq, a predicted model, not a curated record
CACGUGGAGUUGUAGCACAUUAUUACCAGAGAUCGUGCAGACGGAGACGGCAUCGGAAAGAAGAACUGCAACCCCAAGCAUGAAGGUAGCGGUUGUGAUCGUGGCACUUUUGGGUGCCGUAUUUUGCGACCCAACAGUAUACUUCAAAGAAGAAUUUGGAGAUGGUUGGGAGACGAGGUGGGUGGGUUCCAAGAGCAAAGGUGAUGAACAAGGCAAAUUUGAAGUGUCCGCAGGCAAAUUUUAUGGCGAUGCAGAAAAAGAUAAAGGCUUGAGGACUACACAGGAUGCUCGAUUUUAUGGGAUCUCAACAAAGUUUGACAAGUUCAGCAAUGAAGGAAAGCCCCUUGUUAUCCAGUUUACAGUCAAGCAUGAGCAGAACAUUGAUUGUGGAGGUGGUUACGUGAAAGUGUUUUCUUCAGAUCUCAGUCAGGAAGAAAUGCAUGGAGAAUCACCUUAUCUAAUCAUGUUUGGACCUGAUAUUUGUGGUCCUGGUACAAAGAAAGUCCAUGUGAUCUUCAACUACAAGGGCAAGAAUCUCUUGACCAAGAAAGACAUUCGUUGCAAAGAUGAUGUAUAUACUCAUUUAUAUACCCUCAUUGUGAGGCCUGACAACACCUAUGAAGUACGAAUUGACAAUGAAAAAGUGGAAAGUGGAGAGCUUGAAGCUGACUGGGACUUUCUUCCUGCCAAAAAAAUUAAAGAUCCAGAAGCAAAGAAGCCUGAUGACUGGGAUGAGCGUGAGAAGAUCGAUGAUCCAGAUGACACCAAACCUGAGGACUGGGAUAAGCCUGAGCACAUCCCUGACCCUGAUGCCAAGAAACCCGAUGACUGGGAUGAUGAGAUGGAUGGUGAAUGGGAACCCCCUAUGAUCGACAAUCCCGAGUACAAGGGAGAGUGGAAGCCUAAACAAAUUGAUAAUCCCAACUACAAAGGCAAAUGGAUCCAUCCUGAGAUUGACAAUCCAGACUACACUCCAGAUGACAAGCUGUAUCUCUACAAAGAUAUUGGUGCUCUUGGCUUUGAUUUGUGGCAGGUUAAAUCAGGAACUAUUUUCGACAACAUUUUGAUAACAGAUGAUCCUGACUUUGCCAAGGAGUUUGGUGAAAGUACAUGGGGAAAAACUAAGGACCCAGAAAAGAAAAUGAAGGAGGCACAGGAUGAGGAGGAAAGAAAGAAACGCGAGGAAGAGGAAAAGAAGAGGAAAGAGGAAGAAGAUUCUAAAAAGGCUGAAGAAAAAGAGGAGGAAGAUGAUGAGGAUGAGGAAGAAGAGGAGGAUACUGAAGAUCAUGACGAGUUGUAGUCAGCAAGGAAGUGGAAGAGAAUGCUCUGUGUGAUUUGAUCAUCUUCAUAGACUUAUCAUGUCAUCCCAUGUGAUUACAUCAUCAUCCAGAAAAGUUCAGUUCAGUUUUCAGUGCUUGGAUCAUUGAAAAAAGUUGCCCUGGGGGGCCCUUUUUUGAAAGUGCUAUUUAUUUUUUUCAACCAUCUUCUUAGACUGUUAACUGCACAGAUAAUUAGGAUUUGUGCAACUUGUUCCUGUUCUUAGGGCCUAGAACAUUAUUUUGACUCCUCAGAAAUGCAUUUGUUCAUUUGUGUAAAUGAGACAAGGGAAAUGAUUGUGCUGCUAGUGCUUGUGGGACAUGAACUGUGUGAUAUGUCAAGGUUGCUGGUAUUAAAGUUUUUUUUUAUAAA